AUUCGUGAGAAACAACUCGUGGUAAACGGACCGAAAGCAAAACUCAGCGGCUGCUCUGAAACUCUGGAACUGUGCUGGUUCUGUUCCUCCUCCUCGUCUUUGUGCCUGCCUGCCUGCCUGCCUGUUUUUUUUUUUGUUAGCUCCCUGCUCUCUGUGUGUUUUUGUUUUCGUUGUCACCCUCGGCCACUUUGUUACCCCGCCGGAUCAGUCCGCCACGCCUCCCCCGCCCUUCGCCUUCCUUCGAGAACCCCACUCGCGCAGAUCCGAACAACCGAAGAAGAGGGCACCAGCAUCCACAUCUAAAUCCAAGUCCAGAACAUCCAGUACUCCCGACCCAGAACCCAGAACACCAGCAUGUCGGACGGCAUCGAGGUCGAGCAAUUGGUGGAGACCAAGCCAAGAAGGAUGCCGCUGGCCACUUCGCUGGAGAAGGACUCGAUCCGCGAGGCGUACGAGGAUGUGCGCUCUGAUCUCACGGACACCGAGUGGGCGGUGUUCAAGUUCGAUGGCGCCCAGAUCAUUGUCCAUGGUCGCGGUCAGUGCUUCGAGGAGUUCCGACAGCAGUUCGGCGACUCGGAGCGCGCCUUCGGCUACAUACGCAUCCAAAUGGGUGACGAGAUGUCCAAGCGCAAGAAGUUCAUUUUCCUGACGUGGAUUGGCCAGGAGGUCGGCGUCAUUCAGCGGGCCAAGAUGUCCACGGAUAAGGCGCUCAUUAAAGAUGUGCUUAAUAACUUCGCCGUGGAACUGCAAGCGGGCGUGGAGGCCGAACUGGACAUUGAACUCUUCCGGGAGGCGUUGAAUCGUGCCGGCGGUGCCAAUUACGGCACGGGCAUCCGGGACAAUUGAGCUGCCUUACUCUAUACAUACUUUUUUUUUUUUUGCAUCUCUCAACCGCUUACCAAACUGCUCCUUUCUCUUUAAUUAUUAUGAAUUAAUUUUAUGAAAUUUAAAAACUGUACAUUUUAUGUAAAAUUAUACAAGCAAUUGUAACAUUA
Drosophila ficusphila is the source of this 995-nucleotide messenger RNA. RefSeq names its product coactosin-like protein. Gene Ontology annotation, cellular component: plasma membrane; site of polarized growth; actin filament. The transcript is spliced from 3 exons. Gene Ontology annotation, molecular function: actin filament binding. The coding region runs from base 355 to 846 and encodes 163 amino acids. The record is from RefSeq and is a predicted model, not a curated record. NCBI's taxonomy places the organism in Eukaryota, Metazoa, Arthropoda, Insecta, Diptera, Drosophilidae. Gene Ontology annotation, biological process: regulation of actin filament polymerization.